Paracoccidioides lutzii Pb01 is the source of this 396-nucleotide messenger RNA. RefSeq lists its product as hypothetical. Bases 1 to 396 code for a protein of 131 amino acids. The transcript has a single exon. The record is from RefSeq and is a predicted model, not a curated record.
AUGGAUUGCAAGCUGAAGAGGCACAGCAGACGUGGCGCGAACGAACGAACGAACAGACAGACAGAAGGGAAGGGAAAAACAUCAGAAGAUCUUAGCACUCCGCAUCAAGCCACAUCGCAAUCAUCAAGAUAUCAAGAUACCAAGAUACCAAGAUAUCAAGAUCUUCUCCGCAGACGACUCGAGAUCGACAACACCGUCCGCAGUCACGAGACAAGGCCGUUCCUAGGCCGUUCCUGGGGCCUGAAGGUGUGUGUCAGCGUCAUGAUUCCUACCGUUCCCGUCGCGCCCCAGUACCAUACCGAUACGUACUGCAUCCGGCACAUUCAGUCAGCCCCAGCCAAUGGCCGCAAGCUCCCACGCACCCCCCAGCGGCGUACCGUACGCGUAAAUACCUGA